CCUUGGGAACAAAUAUUGAAUUUGAUCUGAGGAGCACGCUUCACUAUUUUAGCUUUCUUGUGUAGAAAGAUUUGGUUAAGAGAGAGAGAGGUUCGCGUUAAGAGACAGACUUGUGUAGAAAGACUUGGUUGAGACGGAGAAAGACCGCGCGUUAAGAGGGAGAAAGACAGCGCGUUAAGAGAGAGAAAGAGCAUUGAGAUUUGAGAAAGACAGAGGGAUGGAGGCUUCGAAGCUUGAACAUGAAGUUGCAGGAGCUCAUGAUGCCCUACGUUUUGGAUUACCAGGCGUCAAGAGCGAUAUCACUAUCUCUCACCCACUACAAUCUAUCCAACAAAAGAAGCGGAAAGAAGAAUUGAAGCGCAUGGUUUUGAUGAACACCUAUGGUUCGGCUUUGCCCUUGAAAAUGGACCUGGACAUGCAAAUUCUUUCGAGAUUUCAAAGACUUCCAGGGCCCUUGCCAUCCUCCAUGCUGGGUCUAGAGGCUCUCACAGGGGAGUUGGAUGACAUUGGUUUUGAAGAUUAUCUGAAUGAUCCUCGUGACUCUGAAAGCUUUAGGCCAGUGGAUAUGCACAAUGGGAUGGAAGUACGAUUGGGCCUCGCCAAGGGGCCAAUUUGCCCGAGCUUCAUCUGAUGUCAACUUAUCACUUGAGAAAAGGCAUUUUGUUACCCAUAUUAAGGGAAUAUAUUGAUUAGAAUCUUCUAGUAGGCAUUUUGUUGCCCAUAUUAAGCGAAUAUAUUGAUUAGAAUCUUCUAGUUUUGGGACCUGGUCUGGCCAAUUUUAGAGGCAUGGGGUUUAAACUUUGUUUGGCACAUGAAAAUUGGAGAGAUAUUGUUGAAUUUCGUGGACGCUUCUUCCUGGUUGGAUUUGCUUGAUCUGUCUGACUUUCGCCAGUCCAACAGUCCCUGGUUUUAUAGGCAAGGAUAUGAAAGCAUUGGGCUUUGUUAUUGGAUGGCGCUUGGCUGGUUUAUGGUUUAAUGGGGAAGUAGAGAAAACUAAUGACCUGCUGGCUAUAUAGGUGGUUUGUAUAAGGCUGAGGCAUUUGAACAAUUAAAGGAGGGCGCACCUUCAAAUAGUAUUGAAAUAUAUUGUUUCAGUAU
This is a messenger RNA of Amborella trichopoda, 1098 nucleotides long. The record is from RefSeq and is a predicted model, not a curated record. Lineage: Eukaryota; Viridiplantae; Streptophyta; Magnoliopsida; Amborellales; Amborellaceae.